Messenger RNA from Perognathus longimembris pacificus (Pacific pocket mouse), 431 nucleotides. RefSeq names its product ribosomal protein L39 (gene Rpl39). Gene Ontology annotation, molecular function: structural constituent of ribosome. The record is from RefSeq and is a predicted model, not a curated record. The transcript is spliced from 3 exons. Gene Ontology annotation, biological process: translation. Gene Ontology annotation, cellular component: cytosolic large ribosomal subunit; ribosome. Lineage: Eukaryota; Metazoa; Chordata; Mammalia; Rodentia; Heteromyidae. The coding region runs from base 116 to 271 and encodes 51 amino acids.
GUGACGUGACGCCUAGGCUCCACCUCCAGCUUCUAAACUUGUUCUUCCGGCGGCUUCUGGCCUCUUCAGCUUUUGUUCGCCAUCGUGGUAACUGCGCCUAUCUGUGCUUCUAAUCAUGUCUUCUCACAAGACUUUCAGAAUCAAGCGGUUUCUGGCCAAGAAACAAAAGCAAAAUCGCCCCAUUCCCCAGUGGAUUCGGAUGAAAACUGGUAACAAAAUCAGGUACAACUCCAAGAGAAGACACUGGAGGAGAACCAAGCUGGGUCUGUAAGGAAUUGCACCAGAUGCCCACAUAUUUAUGCUCUUCGAUGAACCAGUCAAGCCGGAACGUCAAUACUGCCUGGACUGACAGUUGGGCAUUUUAAACUGAUUUUUCUUUGGUUACUUUAAGAAUGGGCACAGUAAUAAAUAUGUGAAACCUUACAUUUGAA